GCCCCUAAGAGUUGGACAAAAGCUCCUAAUGUUUUCAUAACCAACUACAAAGCCCCGUACGUCAUGAUCACCAGUAAACAAGCCCUAUCCAACUCAUGUCUUGAGAUUCUAUACUAAUUUCACGAUAUACCUCGAAACCACGAAGCAACCCACAAGAUGCAGACCCAGUUAGUGUAUUCUCCCCUGGCCAUCGGCGUCGUAUUUGCCAACCCAAUAAGAGCCAUCGCGCAAAGUAAUAUCAUGAGGCACGGUGAGACCUACGCCAAUUGUGUGACUUCAGCUUUAACUGACGGGCUCAGCACAGCAGCUGAAGAAGUACAGAAAGCAACCGGCGGGCUGGGUCAGUUUUCAAAGUGUAUCUUGCAUGGUGCCAAAGAGAACACCGAUAAUGAACUUGCUAAGCGGACAGAGCGGUUUGCCCGAAAUCUCGACAUAUGUGUGAGUAGAUGCCAUACACCUAGAAGACUUAUCUUUCUGAACUUUCUACCCGCAGGCCAAAUAUUCGCAAAAAAGUCUGCAGAGCCAUCAGGUGAGAGUAAUGAGGAUACGACGAUAGUUCUGGAGAAGUUAAACAACGCAAAAGACAAAAUUUGGGUGUAAGAGAUGAGGUAGGCUGUGAUGGUGGUGAAUGAGAAUCAUUGUUUCAGGCGUAG
Molecule: messenger RNA, 653 nt
Organism: Aspergillus ruber CBS 135680
Lineage: Eukaryota; Fungi; Ascomycota; Eurotiomycetes; Eurotiales; Aspergillaceae
Exons: 1
Coding region: 157-600 (147 amino acids)
Source: RefSeq, a predicted model, not a curated record